AUGCUAAUCUUCAACCAUUCCAGCUUUGUGACUUUCAAGCUGAUGGGCAUACCUGGCUUAGAGUCACAGCACCUGUGGCUAUCAGUUCCUUUCUCCUCCAUGUUUUUGGCUAUCCUCAUUGGCAAUGGUGCUAUCCUGUUCCUGGUGGUCACAGAGCCCACACUUCAUACCCCAAUGUACCUGCUCCUGGCUCUGCUGAUGGUGGCUGACCUCAUAUCCACUCUGGCUCUGAUGCCCAAGCUCCUGUGCCUUUUCUGGUUCAAUGAUCGAGACAUAGCUGCCAAAGCCUGUUUCACUCAGAUGUUUUUCAUCCAUGGAGCAUCUGUGGUACGAUCAGCUCUACUUGUUGCGAUGGCCUUCGACCGCUUUGUGGCUGUGUGUGAGCCAUUACGCUACAACACAAUUCUGAGCUUUUCUCUAAUUGGACGCUUGGGACUGAUGGCUCUCACCAAGGCUGUGAUUCUUAUCCUGCCCAUACCUCUUUUGCUUCAACAGUUGACUUUCUGCAGCAUGGUCAUUCCUCACACGUACUGUGACCACAUGGCUGUGGUGAAAAUGGCCUGUAGCCACACCAGACCCAAUCGUAUGUAUGGACUCUUUGUGAUCUUGCUUGUGGUAGGACUUGAUCUACUGCUCAUUGGUUUCUCUUAUGCCCUCAUCCUUCAGGCUGUGAUACGCCUUAAGUCCAGAGAUGCCACCUUCAAGGCCCUCAACACCUGCUCAGCCCACCUCUUUGUCAUCCUCAUCACAUAUGUGCCUGCUCUCUUUUCUUCCAUUGCACACCGCACUGGUCGCAACAUUCCACCUCACACCCAUAUUCUCCUCGCCAACCUCUACCUUCUCUUACCCUCAGUGUUCAAUCCUGUCAUCUAUGGUAUAAAGAUGAAGGAAAUACGAGGCAAGGUGGCCAAAUGCCUGUGCAGAGGAAGUGUGUAG
This is a messenger RNA of Fukomys damarensis (Damara mole-rat), 936 nucleotides long. RefSeq names its product putative olfactory receptor 52P1. The record is from RefSeq and is a predicted model, not a curated record. Gene Ontology annotation, molecular function: olfactory receptor activity; G protein-coupled receptor activity. Bases 1 to 936 code for a protein of 311 amino acids. Gene Ontology annotation, biological process: G protein-coupled receptor signaling pathway. The transcript has a single exon. NCBI's taxonomy places the organism in Eukaryota, Metazoa, Chordata, Mammalia, Rodentia, Bathyergidae. Gene Ontology annotation, cellular component: membrane.